ACCGAGCAGCGCAGCAAAGUGGCAAGCGUCGCGGAGGGAGGGGAUAUUUUAAUGGCCGUCAGUAGCACUUCAACAUGGAAAAACUCCGGAUUAUUCUUCAUCUUUGAACUGGUGUAGCGCCGCUUGCGUUCGGGGACAUUUUAUUUUGUUUCCCCGCAGUGCUACGGAGAAACAUUUAGGUUAGAGAUGUGUUUCUAGCGCUCUUUCCGCAGCAGUGGACGGACUUUACCCGCUUGAUUUGUGCGUGAGUAGCUGAUGAGGCCUAACCGGCUGGCUAGGAGACAAGCAGACGGUUAGCUUGAGUUGAAAGAGAAUAUGUAACAUACAGCAACCAACAUGACAUCCAGAUUUGGCAAAACCUACAACCGCAAGGGAGGGGAGGCUAAUUCCAAAUUUGAAGAGGUUUUCUCCAACAAAAAGCCCACCCUGACCACCAAAUGGGGGGAGACCACCUACAAGGCGAAGCUGGGAGGCAAGAAGCCUUUGUUAAAACCCGGCGGGCCCGAGGACUCCAAGAGGCCCCGGCUGGAGGACAGCGACAGCGAAGACCCGUUUGGUUUCGACAGCGACGAAGAGUCCAAGACUGUAGCCUCUGACAAUGUUUCUGAGAUGAAACUGCCAGAAGUGGGGGUACCAAAAACCGCCCCGGCGCCGAGCAGAGUCCCUGCGGCUGUUGUGACGUCUGCACAGGCCUCUGCAAGUAUAACGGCAACAUUUACAAGUAAGCAGACACCAGAGAAGGAUGUCAAAAACAACCAACCGUGGUACAAAAGUGCACUGGCCGGCAACCAAAAACCCGUGUUCGUGACCUACGUCUCAGAGACGGUCCUCUUCGAUAAUGAGAACUUGUCGUUAUGCCAGACGCCCGUUUCCUCCUUUUCUAAUUUAGACGCCAGCGUGCCAGCGAAUGUACCCGGAGGGAUGCACGCUCAGCCCGCGUGCUCCUAUGACGGAUCCCCGUCGGAGGAAACGAAGAGCGUAGACCAGGAGCCGGCCACAGAGCCCCCGCCCGAACCGGUGGACAACAUUCCCCCCUCCCCGUUUACCUUAAGGGCCUCAAACUGCAAGAAAUACCAACGCCCCCACCGGUCAUAUAAAACGCUAGCGGAAGGCGGCGACAGCGACGACCCCGCCGACCCCGCGAGUGCCCAGGAUAAACCCAACAGUGUCCUUUCUGCUGGUGCCAGCGGUACGGCUGCCAGCGCCAGCGCAGCAGCCAAGCCUGCUGGCAGGGCUGGCGGGAGGGUGCGGGACUACACGGUGCUGCACCCGUCCUGCUUGUCCGUGUGCAACGUCACCAUCCAGGACUCGAUGGAGCGCAGCAUUGACGAGCACGUGACGCAGCCCACCCCCGCCGACCUGGGGGAAGCGGGUCAGAUGAAGAAGAAGUCUGACGCGCAGCCGCCCAAACCAACCCGGUUUAGGCCUGCUCAGACGAAGACGAAGAAGACUAAGGCCGAGACCAAGCUGGAGUUCUUUGGGUUUGAGGACAAAGACGGCGAAGGGGAAGACGCGGGUCCAGAGGGGGCUCUGGCGGGCAAGAGCAGCUACAAGAUCAAGUAUUUUGGCUUCGACGACCUCAGCGAGAGCGACAGCGACGACGAGAACUCGCAGGCCAGAGAGAAAAAGGCCAAGAGGGCGGCGGCAGCCUUAGCUGCCCUGAGCUCCAGCGUCGACAGUCCCCACACCAGUGACUCUCAGGACAGUCAAGCCAGCAGCAACACAGAUGCUUUUGAUUUCUCCGACGACUCCAGUCCCGGCGUCACUGAGGGCCAGAAAGGCCGGCCAGGGAAGCAGAAUGACAGAUCUAAGGACUCUGCCACUGGACUCAAAAAGAUUUUCAGUGGACCCAAAAAGUCUCCUUCUAAAGCUGUGUACAACGCUCGACACUGGAACCAACCUGAACCCGAGGAGAUCCCCGUGCCUCCGCUUUCCCGCUCUCAGACCUCUCCGGCCAUUUUGUCGAGCAGCAACAAGGACAGCAACUCUCACAAAGACGACGGCUUGUUCAAAGCCCCCCCACCGCCACCGAAAGUCAUCAAAUCAGAGACCAUCCCCACGCGGCCCAACCAGGAGAUCGUCACGGCGCUCAAAUGCAGGAAAGAGGAUAAGGAGCUGUACACGGUGGUGCAGCAUGUGAAGCACUUCAACGACGUGGUGGAGUUCGGAGAGAAUCAAGAGUUUACCGACGACUUUGAGUACCUGGAGACGGGUCUGAAGAGCAGUCAGCCACUUAACACAAGAUGCCUUAGUAUAAUCAGCCUGGCCACACGGUGCGCCAUGCCGAGUUUCAGGAUGCACCUACGGGCGAGAGGAAAAGUGGCUCAGGUCUUCAAAAUGCUCAGUGAUGCUCCACAGCAUCCGAACCUCGCCCUGUGCACUGCUGCCCUGAUGUACAUCCUGAGUAGGGAUCGUCUGAACAUGGAUCUGGACCGGGCGUGUCUGGAGCUGAUGAUCAAGCUGCUGGAGCUGGACCAGGACUACUCGGGCCACGAGGACCAGCUCACCGCUAAGGAAGUGGCAAAGGUCAAGGAGAAGAUCAGAAAGCUGUGCGAGACCGUGCACAACAAGCACCUCGACUUGGAAAACAUCACGACGGGCCAUCUGGCCAUGGAGGCGCUGUUAUCCCUGACCUCCAAGAGAGCCGGCGACUGGUUCAAAGAAGAACUGCGGCUACUGGGAGGCCUGGACCACAUAGUGGAUAAAGUGAAAGAGUGUGUGGAGAACCUGAGCCAGGAAGACGACAAGGAGAAACUUGUGGAAUCUUUAUGGGGAGCUGAGAGGUGUCUGAGAGUGCUUGAAAGUGUGACCGUGCAGAACCCAGAAAACCAGGGUUAUCUGAUUGCUUACAAAGACUCUCAGCUCAUCAUCUCCUCUGCCAGAGCGCUGCGGUACUGUGAGGACAUGAUCCAGCGGUACAGCAGGGCGUUGAACAACAGCUCCUUGUCGGCAUCGGGCGUCACGCUGCCGCACUGUAGCUUCAGCAACGUGGGCAAGGCGGUGGAGGACUGCAUGAGGGCCGUCAUAGGGGUGCUGCUCAACCUCACCCACGAUAACGAGUGGGGAAGCACUAAGACGGGCGAGCAGGAGCAGCUAGUAGUCACAGCUCUCAACUGUGUCCUCCGAGUGCCACGCUACAUCCCGCAGGAGCAGCGCUUUGACGUGCGAGUCUUGGGUUUGGGGCUGCUAAUUAACCUGGUGGAGUACAGCUCCCGAAACCGCCACGGUCUGGUGGAAAUGGAGUACAGGGUGGAGGACACGUGUCUGGAAGACAGCCUGACGCAGCCCGCUGAGCCGGCACAAUCGGAGACAGCCGCACAAUCAGCCGAGACUGAGGGAGACGAGGCUGACACGCCGAAGGCUUCUGGAGCGUUAGCUGCCCUGGUGAAGCUCUUCCUUGAGCGGGAGCGGGCCGCCAUCCUGGCUGAGGCAAAGACGGACGACCUCAUCAGCGAGGCUCCUAAACCGGCCCUGGACAAGAGCGGAGAGUGGCAGGAAACGUCGGGAGAAAUCCAGUGGGUGGCGUCAGAAACGAACGACAGCCAGCCCGAAAAGAAAGAGGAAGAGGACGAAGAGUUGGACCUAAACAAAGCUCUGCAGCAUGCAGGCAAGCAUAUGGAGGACAGCAUCGUUGCCUCCUACACAGCUCUGUUACUAGGCUGCCUCUGUCAGGGCAGCCAGGAAAAUGUGACUACUGUGAGGCAGCACCUGCCUAAAGGGGAUUUCUCUAUAAUGACAGAAAUGCUGAAGAAGUUCUUGAGUUUCAUGAACCUCACUUGUGCAAUGGGCACCACAGGACAGAAGUCUAUCUCACGGGUCAUCGACUACCUGGAACACUGUUAACACACAACGAACCGCGACAAACUCAGACUCUUCUGCACAUUUUAAAGGGUUCAAGAUUCCCAGGGUCCCCUUCGCUUCCAGAGGGGGACAUUGAUGUCACACUCCCUUGACCUCAUUCGACCCCCCACCCGGUGACGCAGACGACGACACGUUGAGUUGUAAACUCGCUGCAAGAAACAAAACAAAAAAAAAAACACGUUUCAGUCCCUUCCUGGAGCACAGCCUGAACCAAAGCCCUGUCAGCUGAUGGACGUGUAGAUUUUAUUCUUCGUCUUCUUCGCCCGUCAGAAAAGCCACAUUUCAUGUCCAGAUUCAUUCUUUGUUUGUGGAUGGCGCAGAUUAUUUGCUGAAUAAUUCAGCAAGAUGCUUAGUGAUAAGUGGACUGUCGUUCUGAAAUGGACUCAAGGUGGAUCUCGCCCAUGCAUCAUCCCAAAAGGUCUGACAACAAUAAAGGCGCGGAGGAGGAGUCAUGUUCGCUGUCGGCUCCUGAUUUCUGGCCGCGCAGCUGAAGUGUGAAGCCUUGAAUCAGAUUUUAUGGAUCAUUACAUUUUAAUCUCUGCCUAUCCACGUCCAAGCCAAGGGUGAAAUAAUUGAUCAGCAGGGAAAUCAAUCAUCUUCAUGGACUUCAGAAUGAUGGCUAUAUGUAAACCAGUGUGGAAUGACUUUUUUUAUUAUUAUUAUUUUGAAUGAAAUCAUCUUAUCUUUCUCGUUCAUAGUCACAAUUAGGCUGAUUGUUCAAGGGAAAGGAUUUUUUUUUUUUUAAAGCUUUGAUUUUAAAUGUCUUUGAUUGUGCUCCAACACAAUUUUUAGCGGUCUGUUGAUCAUGUUUUUUAGAUUUUUCUUUACCCCUUCAGGACAUUUCUCUCACUUGUAUUAGUUUAUUACCGUUUUAUAGCAAUCAGGAGCCUGUGACAAAGUGAUCGUGUCAGGACAUCCCUGGCUUGACUGAGACCGACAGUAUGACACUAUGUGCUGUCAUGGGGUUUUAUUCCCCCCCUUUUUUUUUUUUACCCAUACCUGUUUAGAUUUUAAUUUAACUAAUUCAACAGUGGGAUCGCCACAUCCACUUAACUCAACUAUAGCACAUAAAGAAUUAUUCCAAAUGAUUAUUUUUUGUUUGUUUGUUUUUUUUUCUUCGUUUGUUUUAAUUGCAAUGAAAUAAUUUUAAAGAAUUGUAUUUAAUUUAAUGUUUUCUCUGUGUAAAUGCAAAGUCUUUACUGAGCUGGAUUAUGUUUCGUUUUAAUAUAAUAAUCAUGUGACUGGGUUUCGCUGGUUCAUUGUCCGUGGCCCCGAGUUUUGAUUUUGGAUUAAGAAGCUGAUUGGACGGAGCUUCGUGCGUUCCCUUGCGUCCGCUGCGGACGCCUCGCCCUAAACUGCGGUUUAUUUAUUCUGCUUUUGGUGUCCUUUCAGCCUCUUCGUCGUGUACUGCUCCCCCUGUUGGAUCACUGAACCGAGUUACAGCCAUACUUGUAUAAACAUCAGUUUUGAUCUGGUUUUGUAGGGCUGCGGGGCGAACAUGCCUGCAGCCGUGUUUUACUGUUUAAUUGCUUUGCAAAGUUUUGCUCUAAAGGAAAUUUUAGAAUGUAAAUACUCGUGUACAUAUACGUUACUGGACAUUUAAAUUGCGUAGACUUCGUCCCCUCCCCCCUUCCUCCUCCUUCCUCCUCCUCCUCCUCUGCUCUAAUCUGAUUUAUUUUAUACUAUAUUUCUGAGUUGUUUGGGGAAAAGAAGAAAAAAAAAAGAAUAAUUGCAAGAUUAAACAAAUGUUUGUACCUGUUUUGAGAACAUAGUCUCUGGUUACAUGUAAAUAGUUGUAUCUGAAAAUGGAACAAAAUUGCUACUUUCAGUACAAA
Fundulus heteroclitus (mummichog) is the source of this 5696-nucleotide messenger RNA. It is a transcript of the gene wapla, whose product is annotated as WAPL cohesin release factor a. The coding region runs from base 337 to 3843 and encodes 1168 amino acids. The transcript has 20 exons. Lineage: Eukaryota; Metazoa; Chordata; Actinopteri; Cyprinodontiformes; Fundulidae. The record is from RefSeq and is a predicted model, not a curated record. Gene Ontology annotation, biological process: regulation of chromosome condensation.